Molecule: messenger RNA, 6116 nt
Organism: Urocitellus parryii (Arctic ground squirrel)
Lineage: Eukaryota; Metazoa; Chordata; Mammalia; Rodentia; Sciuridae
Gene: Sbf1
Product: SET binding factor 1
Cellular component (GO): cytoplasm; membrane
Molecular function (GO): guanyl-nucleotide exchange factor activity
Source: RefSeq, a predicted model, not a curated record
AGGGCCGGCGCCGGGCCAUGAGCGCGCCGCCCUCAAGUCCCCGAGCCGCGGAGCCCGCCCGCGCCCCUCGGGCAGCCCCGCGCCUCUCGCCAUGGCGCGGCUCGCGGACUACUUCGUGCUGGUGGCGUUCGGGCCGCACCCGCGCGGGAGUGGGGAAGGCCAGGGCCAGAUCCUACAGCGCUUCCCAGAGAAGGACUGGGAGGACAACCCCUUCCCCCAGGGCAUUGAGCUGUUUUGCCAGCCCAGUGGGUGGCAGUUGUGUCCCGAGAGGAACCCACCGACCUUCUUUGUUGCCGUCCUCACUGACAUCAACUCUGAGCGGCACUAUUGCGCUUGCUUGACCUUCUGGGAGCCAGUGGAGCCCACACAGGAAGCAGUGUGCACCACUGAGGAUGCCGUGGAGAGGGAGGAGGAAGCUGAUGAGGGAGGCCAGGUGCGGCUAUUGACUACAACAUCAGCCCAGGCUGGCCAGCUCUUUGCUCCAAAGACCCUGGUGCUGGUAUCACGACUGGACCAUGCGGAGGUGUUCAGGAAUAGCCUUGGUCUCAUCUAUGCCAUCCACGUGGAAGGCCUGAACGUGAGCCUGGAGAAUGUGAUUGGGAACCUGCUGACAUGCACUGUCCCUCUGGCUGGGGGAUCACAGAGAACCAUCUCUCUGGGAGCUGGUGACCGGCAGGUCAUCCAGACCCCGCUGGCUGACUCACUACCUAUCAGCCGUUGCAGUGUAGCCCUGCUCUUCCGUCAGUUGGGCAUCACCAAUGUGCUGUCUUUGUUCUGUGCUGCCCUCACGGAGCACAAGGUCCUCUUCUUGUCCCGGAGCUACCAGCGGCUUGCAGAUGCCUGCAGGGGCCUCCUGGCACUACUGUUCCCUCUCAGAUACAGCUUCACCUAUGUGCCCAUCCUGCCAGCACAGCUGCUGGAGGUCCUCAGCACACCCACACCCUUCAUCAUUGGGGUCAACGCAGCCUUCCAGGCAGAGACCCAGGAGCUGCUGGACGUGAUUGUUGCUGAUCUUGAUGGAGGGACAGUGACUGUCCCUGAGUGUGUGCACAUUCCACCCCUGCCGGAGCCACUGCAGAGCCAGACCCACAACGUUCUGAGCAUGGUCCUGGAUCCAGAGCUGGAACUGGCUGACCUUGCCUUUCCCCCCGCCACGACGUCCACUCCCUCCCUGAAGAUGCAGGACAAGGAGCUCAGAGCCGUCUUUCUUCGGCUUUUUGCUCAACUCCUGCAGGGCUACCGAUGGUGCCUGCACAUUGUGCGCAUCCACCCAGAGCCUGUCAUCCGCUUCCAUAAGGCAGCCUUCUUGGGCCAGCGUGGGCUGGUGGAGGAUGAUUUCCUAAUGAAGGUGCUGGAGGGCAUGGCCUUUGCAGGCUUCGUGUCGGAGCGCGGGGUCCCCUACCGCCCCACGGAUCUAUUUGAUGAGUUGGUGGCCCAUGAGGUGGCAAGGAUGCGUGCAGAUGAAAACCACCCGCAGAGAGUUCUGCGUCAUGUUCAGGAACUGGCAGAGCAGCUCUAUAAGAAUGAGAACCCAUAUCCAGCUGUGGCAAUGCACAAGGUGCAGAGGCCAGGUGAGGCCAGUCACCUGCGGCGGCCACCCCGACCCUUCCCCCGGCUGGAUGAAGGCACAGUGCAGUGGAUUGUGGACCAGGCUGCAGCUAAGAUGCAGGGUGCACCCCCAGCUGUGAAGGCCGAGAGGAGGACCACUGUGCCCUCAGGGCCCCCCAUGACUGCCAUACUAGAGCGGUGCAGCGGGCCACAUGUCAACAGUGCCCGCCGGCUGGAGGUGGUGCGAAACUGCAUCUCCUACGUGUUUGAGGGGAAGAUGCUUGAGGCCAAGAAGCUGCUACCGGCCGUGCUCAGGGCUCUGAAGGGACGAGCUGCCCGUCGCUGCCUGGCCCAGGAGCUGCAUCUGCACGUGCAGCAGAACCGGGCGGUCCUGGACCACCAGCAGUUCGAUUUUGUCGUCCGUAUGAUGAAUUGCUGCCUGCAGGACUGUACCUCCCUGGACGAACAUGGUAUCGCAGCUGCUCUGCUGCCCCUUGUCACAGCCUUCUGCCGGAAACUGAGCCCAGGCGUGACACAGUUUGCCUACAGCUGUGUGCAGGAGCACGUGGUGUGGAGCACCCCACAGUUCUGGGAGGCCAUGUUCUAUGGAGAUGUGCAGACCCACAUCCGUGCCCUCUACCUGGAGCCCUCUGAGGACCAGGCUCCCUCCCAGGAGGUUGGGGAGGCAUCAUCCCAGGAGGACCAGCGCUCUGCCCUGGAUGUGGCUUCUGAACAGCGGCGCCUGUGGCCAACUUUGAGCCGCGAGAAGCAACAGGAGCUGGUGCAGAAGGAGGAGAGCACGGUGUUCAGCCAGGCCAUCCACUAUGCCAACCGCAUGAGCUACCUCUUGUUGCCCCUGGACAGCAGCAAGAGCCGUCUUCUAAGGGAGCGGGCAGGCCUGGGCGACCUGGAGAGUGCCAGCAACAGCCUGGUUACCAACAGCAUGGCCGGCAGUAUGGCUGAGAGCUAUGACACAGAGAGUGGCUUUGAGGAUGCAGAGACCUGUGACGUGGCUGGGGCUGUGGUCCGCUUUAUCAACCGCUUUGUAGACAAGGUCUGCACAGAGAGCGGCGUCACCAGUGACCAUCUCAAGGGGCUGCAUGUCAUGGUGCCAGACAUUGUCCAGAUGCACAUUGAGACCUUGGAGGCUGUGCACCGUGAGAGCAAGAGGCUGCCCCCCAUCCAGAAACCUAAGCUGCUGCGGCCACGCCUAUUGCCUGGUGAAGAAUGUGUCCUGGAUGGUCUUCGUGUGUACCUGCUACCCGAUGGGCGUGAGGAGGGUGCAGGUGGUGGUGCAGGGGGCCCGGCACUGUUCCCAGCUGAGGGUGCCGUCUUCCUCACCACAUACCGGGUCAUCUUCACGGGGAUGCCCACCGACCCACUGGUGGGAGAACAGGUGGUGGUCCGCUCCUUCCCGGUGGCUGCACUGACCAAGGAGAAGCGCAUUAGUGUCCAGACCCCGGUGGACCAGCUCUUGCAGGAUGGCCUGCAGCUUCGCUCCUGCACAUUCCAGCUGCUGAAAAUGGCCUUUGACGAGGAGGUGGGGUCUGACAGCGCCGAGCUCUUCCGCAAGCAGCUGCAUAAGCUGCGGUACCCGCCAGACAUAAGGGGCACCUUUGCUUUCACCCUGGGCUCCACCCACACAUCUGGCCGGCCAUCCCGGGUUGCCAAGGACAAGGGUCCUUCUCUCAGAACCUUGUCCCGGAACCUGGUUAAGAAUGCCAAGAAGACCAUGGUGCGGCAGUAUGUUACUAGGAAGAAGUAUAACCCCCCUGGCUGGGAGCAGCGGGGCCAGCCACCCUAUGAGGACCAGGAGGAUGAGAUCUCAGUGUCAGAGGAGCUGGAGCCCAGCACGCUGACCCCAUCUUCAGCCCUGAAGCCCUCGGACCGCAUGACCAUGAGCAGCCUGGUGGAGCGGGCAUGUUGCCGAGACUAUCAGCGCCUUGGCCUUGGCACCCUGAGCAGCAGCCUGAGCCGGGCCAAGUCUGAGGCUUUCCGCAUCUCCCCAGUCAACCGCAUGUAUGCCAUCUGCCGCAGCUACCCGGGGCUGCUGAUCGUUCCCCAGAGCAUCCAGGACAAUGCCCUACAGCGUGUAUCCCGCUGCUACCGCCAGAACCGCUUCCCCGUGGUCUGCUGGCGCAGCGGGCGCUCCAAGGCUGUGCUGCUGCGUUCCGGGGGCCUGCAUGGCAAGGGUGUCGUUGGCCUCUUCAAGGCCCAGAAUGCACCUUCUCCAGGCCAGUCCCAGGCAGACUCCAGCAGCUUGGAGCAGGAGAAGUACCUGCAGGCCGUGGUUAGCUCCAUGCCCCGUUACGCAGAUGCAUCAGGACGAAACACGCUUAGUGGCUUCUCCUCAGCCCAUAUGGGCAGUCAUGUGCCCAGCCCCAGAGCAAGGGUCACCACGCUGUCCAACCCCAUGGCGGCCUCGGCCUCCAGAUGGACUGCGCCCCGAGGUAAGCGGGGCAGUGUCCGGGCCAGUGGGCGCAGUGGUGGGCUUGGUGCCGAUGUGGGUUCCCGGCUAGCCGACAGAGAUGUCCUGAGUCCCCCACAGGCCAAUGGGGCUCCCCCUGACCCGGGCUUUCUGAGGCCCCAGCGUGCAGCUCUUUACAUCAUUGGAGACAAAGCUCAGCUCAAGGGUGUGCGGCCAGACCCCCUCCAGCAGUGGGAGCUGGUGCCCAUCGAGGUGUUUGAAGCAAGGCAGGUGAAGGCCAGCUUUAAGAAGCUGCUGAAGGCCUGCGUCCCGGGCUGUCCUGCCACCGACCCUGGCCCAGCUUCCUUCCUGCGCUCGUUGGAGGACUCCGAGUGGCUGACCCAGAUCCACAAGCUGCUGCAGAUAUCGGUGCUGGUGGUGGAGCUCCUAGACUCGGGCUCCUCUGUCCUGGUGAGCCUGGAGGACGGCUGGGACAUCACCACCCAGGUGGUGUCCUUGGUGCAGCUGCUCUCAGAUCCCUUCUACCGCACGCUGGAGGGCUUCCGUCUGCUGGUGGAGAAGGAGUGGCUGUCUUUCGGUCAUCGCUUCAGCCACCGUGGGGCUCACACUCUAGCAGGGCAGAGCAGUGGCUUCACGCCUGUCUUCCUGCAGUUCCUGGACUGUGUGUACCAGGUCCACCUGCAGUUCCCCAUGGAGUUUGAGUUCAGCCAGUUCUACCUCAAGUUCCUCGGUUACCACCAUGCGUCUCGCCGUUUUCGGACCUUCCUGCUUGACUCUGACUAUGAGCGCAUUGAGCUGGGGCUGCUGUAUGAGGAGAAGGGCGAGCGCAGGGGCCAGCUGGCCUGCCGGUCUGUGUGGGAGUACGUGGAGCGACUGAGCAAGAGGACCCCCGUGUUCUACAAUUACAUGUACGCACCUGAGGACACAGAGGUCCUGCGGCCGUACAGCAACGUGUCCAACCUGAAGGUGUGGGACUUCUACACGGAGGAGACACUGUCUGAGGGCCCCCCCUAUGACUGGGAGCUGGCCCAGGGGCCCCCUGAGCCCCCAGAAGAGGAACGGCCAGAUGGAGGUGCUCCUCAGAGCAGGCGCCGCGUGGUGUGGCCAUGUUAUGACAGCCGCCCUCGAGUGCAGCCCGACGCCAUCUCUCGCCUGCUAGAGGAACUGCAGCGGCUGGAGACAGAGUUGGGUCGACCCCCGGAGCGCUGGAAGGACACCUGGGACCGAGUGAAGGCUGCGCAGCGCCUGGAAGGCCGGAUACAUGGACGUGGCACCCCCAGCUCCUUACUUGUGUCCAGCGUGCCCCACCACCGCCGCUCGCUGGGCGUAUACCUACAGGAGGGGCCUGUGGGUUCCACCCUGAGCCUCAGCCUGGACAGUGACCAGAGCAGUGGCUCGACCACGUCCAGCUCCCGCCAAGCUGCCCGCCGCAGCACCAGCACCCUGUACAGCCAGUUCCAGACGGCCGAGAGUGAGAACAGGUCCUACGAGGGCACCCUGUACAAGAAGGGGGCCUUUAUGAAGCCCUGGAAGGCCCGCUGGUUCGUGCUAGACAAGACCAAGCACCAGCUGCGCUACUAUGACCACCGAGUAGACACCCAGUGCAAAGGUGUCAUCGACUUGGCGGAGGUAGAGGCUGUGGCACCUGGCACUCCCACCAUGGGUGCCCCUAAGACUGUGGACGAGAAGGCCUUCUUUGACGUGAAGACCACGCGUCGCGUUUACAACUUCUGUGCCCAGGAUGUACCCUCGGCCCAGCAAUGGGUGGACCGGAUCCAGAGCUGCCUGUCGGACGCCUGACCUUCCUGGCCCUGCCUGGGCUGCUCUGCUUCCAGUCAUUACAGACCACUAGGGGUGGGCAGGGCCGCCCCGGCCAUGUUUACAGCCCCGGCCCUCGACAGUAUUGAGGCCCUGAGCCCCCAGCACUUGUGUGUACAGCCCCCGCCCCGCCCUGCCCGGCUGGCUCUAACUUAUUGUUGUGUCAUGGCUGAGUGCCGUGCCGGGUCGCGGCCAUGGUACAGCCCUGCAAGGGGCCUGUAAAUAGUCCACCCCUGCCCCGCCCUGUUGGUGUGCUGGCCCCGGCCGGCCAGCCACAGGUGAACUGUUUCUAGAACCAGAGUCUAUAUAAAGAGAGAACUAA